Fusarium redolens is the source of this 669-nucleotide messenger RNA. RefSeq lists its product as uncharacterized. The transcript is spliced from 3 exons. The record is from RefSeq and is a predicted model, not a curated record. The coding region runs from base 1 to 669 and encodes 222 amino acids. Lineage: Eukaryota; Fungi; Ascomycota; Sordariomycetes; Hypocreales; Nectriaceae.
AUGCGAAGCGCCCUCUUUAUUCUCGGUGGCAUUACUGCCAUAGCCACAACAUCUGCUCCUCCAGUAGCUUCCUCAACAACUUCCUUAAUCGCUUCGCCUGUCGCCACAUCGAUACCUGUUCCAGUUGCGCCUCCAGUUUUCGCAGCUGUUGCAACUCCAGAGGACAUAAACACGGUCAUUCGGGAGGUCAGCAGUUUAGCCUCCGACAUAUUUUUCACUGCCAGUAAUAUUGGAGGCCGUGGUGUAGAAGUUCAAAUCAUCGGGAAUACAUACCUCCGAUGUCGAGAUAUGAUUGAAGGAGUCCAGCAGGCGUUCGACAAAAUCGGCGGUCGGCCCGAGGCCCCUUUCUCGUACGAAGAUCAAAAGGGUAUUUGUUCCAUGUUCGACUUGUUCGGCAUGGACCAAUCAAAGCUCAUUACCAUGUUAGUGAGAGAUCUAGAGAGUAUAGCGAGGGACGGCUUUAUCGACCACUUUGGAGAUUGCUUCAAUAGACUUCAACCUGCACUGGCCAUGUUUAUCGAAGAACUUACAUCUUAUGCGCCUGAUUGUGAGUUCGAAAUGCUGAGGAGAAAGGACCAGCUUGAGGUUGGGCUGAGUAGUGCAUUGGGAAGGGUGCUAGACUAUCGGGAGGGACAUGCCCCAGACCGCAUUCCUUUGUCAUUAGACUGA